CACGUCUUCUCCAAUCAGAGCACAGUAUCGUGUCACUGAGGACAACACAUGGGUUGGCACAGAGGUCAACCUUUUGGUUCUUCGUUACUCCCACGUUUUUAGCUGAGUUGAACCCCGGAAGGCAUUACGCUCUAGUAGUAGAAACUAGCCUACUAUAUAUAUAGCCUGAUUAACCACUUCGGCCUAUAGUGCGGCGACAAUCAUGGCGACCAACACAGCGGCUGUCACGCCCAGAGUACUGCUAUUGUUUACAGUCAUGUUCUUUGCCACGAACAUUGCUAAGGCAACAGAAUCUCCUCAGGUCAAAAACGUCGCCAUUCUACCUGGCGCCGUUCUUUAUGCUGGAGAAACGGCGACCUUGUACUGCAUCGGAAGUGGGGACCCCGCCCCUACCUUUAGCUGGUCCCGGCACAGCGGUGCCCUUCCGGCUGGUGCAGAGGUAGAUGGGAGCAAGGCAAGUCUGAGGAACUUGGCAGCAGAGGACAGCGGCGUUUACAUCUGCACGGUGGACAACGGCGUCGGAAGGGCUGCAACGGGCAACAUUUCAAUUGUCGUCUGUCCAGACCUGGGGGACUGUGCCACUGCGGACAGAAAUGAAAACUGUUUGUCUUGGGCCAAGAGGGGAGAAUGCGAGAGGAACCCUGGGUUCAUGAACAGGAACUGCCGACUUAGCUGCGGCAUCUGCAUUCCUGGUCUGCCACUGGAGUGCGUUCAUCGAGGCCGAGGACGGGCACUGGACACCUGGGAGUGUAAUGACGUAUCGAAUGUCCCGGAUGACGUAAGAAGCACCAUGUCAUUGGACAACUUCUACCAGAAAUACCUCCAUGCCUACGGAAUCCCUGUUCUUGGCUCUUCCAUUGUGCCAGACGAAGCCAUCCGGAGAGCGUGCUACGACGUGCUGUUUAUGUUGGCGGAUAGAAAGGACCUGCGAGAUUCUUACUACAACUACUAUGGCAGGGCCGCCAUCAUGGCCGAAACUGAAGUGACUCUGGAUAUUCCCGAACAUUCAAAUUUAGACGAGUCAUACAACACGCGGGCCAGAGGCCUGGGUGCCACCGUGAGCAGACCUGUAUCCACCGGGGCCGAGGAGAACGUGCUCUGCUACAGUUCAGACAGGUACAAGAGCGAAGACAUCUUCCUGCACGAGUUCUCACACGGGAUUGACCUGCUGGGAGCCCGACAGGUGAUGCCGAGCUGGAGGUCCCGUCUGCAGGCGGCCUUCAACAGCGCCAAGGCCGCCGGGCUGUGGGCUAACACGUACGCUGAUGACACCAUUGAUGAGUACUUUGCAGAAGGUGUACAAGGCUAUUUCGACGUGAACGCCCAAAGUCUCCGUCCUAACGGGAUCCACAACCACGUGAACAACCGUACGGAGCUGCAGGAGUACGACCCCACCCUGUACGGGCUGGUGAAAGAGAUCUUCCCCUGCGGAAACAUUCUCGUCAAGCGAUGCGAUCCAAACUACCAGCUUACCAGCUUCCGGUUCAACUGCUUCGCGGAGGGCCGUCAGCGUGACGUCAUCACCGGAAACAUGGCUUUUGGGAUCACAGAGACACCAACAUCCAUGCGAUCAAUCACCAUGGAAACCACGAGGACAGCUAUGGCCACCGGGAGCACACCGCGUUUCGAGGACAUACAAACUACGGACAAGCCCAUCUCCACAGCCACCCUGGUGACGCCCCUGUCCAUGGUCACACUCACGGCCAUGGCGCUGGUGUCCAUGGUCAUCACUGCCUCCCUCCAGCCGGAACUGGUGGCUCCCGACAUAGAGGUGAUCUCUGCCUGGCCGUCAGCUAACCUGUACUACGAGGAGUCCCUGACCCUGACCUGCCAUGGCGGCGGGGACCCCGCUCCGACCUACAGCUGGACGCACGACUCGGGCUCCCUCCCUGCGCGCGCCGUGGUGGACGGGAGCGCCGGCACGCUGACACUGGCGGAUGUGACAUACACGGACGGAGGGGUGUUCACCUGCACGGCGGACAACGGAGUUGGAACCGCCACGCUGAAUAUCACGGUGGCGGGGUGUCCUGACGUCUCUACCUGUCCUGACUCCAGCUCUAGCUGUCCUGGCUGGGCUAACAGCGGAGAGUGCGAGUCGAACCCAGGAUACAUGCUCAGCAACUGUCGCCUGAGCUGCGGCGUCUGUUUCCCAAACUUAGGCGCUCAUUGCACUGCCGUCCGCCGCGGGCGUUCCUGGGACACAUGGGAAUGCUACGACGUCACGACUGUCCCCGAUGAUGUGCGAACAGACCUUAAUCUGGACACAUCAUUCUAUCAGAAAUAUCUGCACGCCUAUGGUAUCCCCAUCCUUGGCUCUUCUGCCCUGCCGGAUGACGCCCUUCGGAGAGCGUGUUACGAUGUGCUGUUCAUGUUGGCAGACAGGAAGGAUGUCCGAGACUCCUACUUUGACUACUACGGCAGGGCAGCCAUCAUGACCGAGUCUCAGGUGACACUGGAUAUUCCCGAACAUUCUAACCUAAAUGCAAACCCGUACAACAACUACAGAGGCAUUGGGGGCACCGUGAGCAGACCCGUAUCCUCUGGGGCUGAGGAAAACGUGCUGUGCUACAAUACUGACCCGUACAAGGUUGAGGACAUCUUCAUCCAUGAGUUUGCCCACGGGCUGGACAUCCUUGGUGCCCGCAAGGUCAUCAGUGAUUUCCAAAGUCGCCUGCAAACAGCUUACGAUGAUGCACUGGCCAAUGGCCGGUUUGCUAACACUUAUGCUGAUGACACCAGGGACGAGUACUGGGCAGAAGGUGUGCAGAGCUACUUCAAUGUGAACCAUGAGAGGGAUCCGCCCGACGGAAUCCACAACCACGUCAACACCCGUCCCGAGCUGCAAGCGUAUGACCCAGCCCUUUAUGCUAUAAUAGAGGAGAUCUUCCCCUGUGGGAACUUUCCUGUCAAGCGUUGUGAACGAGACUAUGCUAGCUACACCUUGAAGAUGGAUUGCUUCUCGGAGAACUACCAGAGGGAAACUGUGGUGGGGACUGCCGUCUGGGGACAAACUUCCACAAGCACUGCUGCCACACAAGGUACGCCUACUGUGAGCACACUGACAACACCUACAGCAAGCAUUGCUCCACAGUCCACAGGUUUGACUCCAACACUGUCAGUAGCCCAGUCAUCUACUGCUGCUACAUCAUCAACUGUGACAUCAAGAGCAACAACAAAAACACUGGCACGGUCCACAGGUACAACACCAACUGUUGGGCAGAGUUCUACAGUCAGCACACCUACAGUUCUGACUUCAAGAGCAACAACGAGGACAGCCAGCACUGUGGCACAGUCGACAGGUACAUCAUCAACAGUGGGGCAGACUCCAGCUGUAAGCACCCCGACGGUGGGGCAGACUCCGACUGUGAGCACCCCGACGGGGGGGCAGACCCCGACUGUAAGCACCCCGACGGUGGGGCAGACUCCGACUGUAAGUACCCCAACGGUGGGGCAGACUCCUACUGUAAGCACCUCGACGGUGGGGCAGACUCCGACUGUAAGUACCCCGACGGUGGGGCAGACUCCGACUGUAAGCACCCCGACGGUGGGGCAGACUCCUACUGUAAGCACCCCGACGGUGGGGCAGACUCCUACUGUAAGCACCUCGACGGUGGGGCAGACUCCAACUGUAAGCACCCCGACGGUGGGGCAGACUCCAACUGUAAGUACCCCGACGGUGGGGCAGACUCCAACUGUAAGCAUCCCGACGGUGGGGCAGACUCCAACUGUAAGCACCCCGACGGUUGUGACUUCAAGGGCAACAACAAGGACGACCAGCACAGCGGCCCAGUCAACAGGUACAACACUGACUGUCGGACAGGCAUCUUCUGUACGGACACCUACUGUUCUGACUACAUCAGCAACAACACGUACAGCAAGCACCUUGGGGCAAUCAACUACAGGAACAGGUACAGCUGGAACUACAUCAACGACAGGACACUCAAGUGCUGCUGCCACGUCCACACAGCCCAGUACCCCAUUGUCAUCAACUGCAGGGGCCGCAUCCAGCUCACCAUUGGCAUCAACUACAGGGACCAUGUCCAGUACCCCGUUAUCAUCAACUGCAAGGGCCAUGUCCACAGCCUCAUCAACAUCAACCGCCAUGCCAGCAUCUACAACUGCAGCUGCUACACCUUCCAGGAUCAGUACAACAUAUCCGACAGGUUCAGCUGGGACUCCAGGAACUGUCAGGACCACGCCUACCCUGGUCACCAGACUCGUCACAACUCUCAACGCUACCGAGAGUGCUCCAAAACCACCAGGAACUGACGUCGCCAUCAUAGUGGCUGCCGUGCUGGGUAGUGUGGCAUGUUUACUGGGGAUUGCUGGUGCAAUAUGGGCAGUCCUAAAGUGUAUGGCUGCAAAAACUGCUGUGGUCGCCAUCAAACCUGCCUGAAACCACUGCCCAUAUUGAAGAGUACUUCGGCUGGGAAGUACAUAUCUUGCCUGUAGUACUGCACCUGUUGCUUCUACUUCAUUUUUUUUAGCCAUUUGUUACUUUUUUAAUGCCUACAAUUUGUUUGUUUUCUAUUCAUUUGUAAGGACAAUAUCUUUUACAUUAGUUUGAUCCUUUCCUAUCAUUUUUGUCUACUGCCAUUCCACAAAAUUGUCUGUUUGAUUGUACUGCUUUCUUUCCACCUUAUUAAAGUGGUAAGAAAGCAUUGCUGCAGAAUGUGGUCUAAUUAAGACCUUGUCUGUUUUUUGGUGAAGCUGGUCCUUUGCCUUCCUUUUUUGUAUCCUUCUUCUUGUAACUGAAUGUUUUCUAAACUUUCUCAGGAUAUGACUGUAAACCCUCCCAGCUUCAGGGCACAUCAGAGCUCAGGGCUUUGAGUCUAGUCUUUCUCACACCACUCCUAAUAAGCCUUUGGUGAGAUCACACAACACAUUCUUAAGUGCCAUUUCAAAUCACAAGUAAGGAACUAUUUUUCUACUGAGAAAUCCACACUUCAUGCAGCUGCAACUGUUAUAAAUGUACGAGAUGGAAAGACAAAAAAAUUUAAUUAUUCUGUGUGUAUAUCUAGUAAACGGUUUACAACUAAAAUUUUCUUAACAACAUUUCAAAAUGUAGAAAAAAUAGAAACACUUCAGUAUAUGAAGCUAGCAGAUUAUAUUCUAUAAUAUCCACACAUUAUAAUGUCAUCUUAUCUUUUGCUUUGCACUUGAAUCCUUCAUUGCCUCAAGUUGUGAUAAUGAUUAGGUACGAGUAGAAAAAUGUGGCUUUUUGUAAAAAGUUGGCAAUUUCAGGUUUUACUGUUAUACCUGCUUUAACACAUUUACAUUUUGCACACAACAUUACACCUUGCCAACUAGUUUUCAUGAAUGGCAUAUAUAUCAAAACUUAGUUACUAUGUAGCUACAUGUACAUGUACCUUACUAGCAUCAAUAUGGGACAAAUCUGUAAAUGAUGCAAUGUUAUAUUAUCUGUAGGUUAUAUAAAAGCAAAUUACAUAUUUCUUGAAUGUGAUCUGUUUUGACAUAUGGAACAUGGGAUUAUGGAAAAUGGUGUGUCUUGCUAUGCUGCAUGUAUAUAUUGACUGACCUAUAUUUUGCUUUAGAUUAAAUGAGUCUCAAAACGUUUCUGUUAUAUAUGGUACACAAGUACUACCAAUAUCAAUGAAAAACAAAUGCGACUGCACAUUUCUGAUGUGGAUUUUUUUAACUAUUGAAAACAUUAUUCAACAUAAUUUCAGAGUAAAUUGAUGAUUUAACAUCACAUUCCAAGCUGCUUUGUCGCAACUCUGGUGCCUUAAUCUGGAGGCCUUUUCCUUUAUGGAACCAAUUACUUGGUUCCUUAUAUUUGAAUAAAAAUCAUCUGUGAUGGUAAUCAACUUAUUCAAUAAAUGGUAGAUUUCCAAAGUCUAUUUCCAUACGCAAAAUAAAGCUCUAAGAUAAAAAAAAAAGGGUUUCAAUCAGUCCUCUGACACUUCUCAAGUUAGAAUAUACAAAAAAAAAUCAGAGCCUUUGUUGGUUGUUGGUAUUAAGAGUUUUUGUUGUGUACCAAAAAGCGUACAAGAAUCUCUACUAUUUGGUUCCUCAGCAAAAAACGCAGAAUAACAACAAAAACAGGAGAGGUACAUGAUGUAUAGACUAUAUGUAUCUAGCCUCUAUUCUUUGUCAGUGAAAAGGGUGACAAAAUUUGGGAACCAAGUAGUUGCUUCCUUACGGCCUGUGUCAAAAGCUGUUGUGGAAAUAAUUUAAGUGUGUAUAAUAUUUUGGGAGUUUGAUCGACGGUGGAUGUGCAAUAUUUAUAAUCAUGUCUAUGUGAUUGGUGAGCUUACUUUAUACCUGUACAAUGGACACUAACAUUUGAAUGUCUUUGUUUGCAUUCAUUAUAUCACAACUAUCUUCAAAAACAUGA
Molecule: messenger RNA, 6358 nt
Organism: Branchiostoma floridae (Florida lancelet)
Lineage: Eukaryota; Metazoa; Chordata; Leptocardii; Amphioxiformes; Branchiostomatidae
Exons: 26
Coding region: 203-4396 (1397 amino acids)
Biological process (GO): microtubule cytoskeleton organization
Cellular component (GO): microtubule
Molecular function (GO): microtubule binding; calmodulin binding; metallopeptidase activity
Source: RefSeq, a predicted model, not a curated record